AUUACCACGUAAUUAGGAAGUGAAAGAAACUCUCAUCAUGGGUAGAAGAAUAGAAACACUGACUUUCUCAUGAUCAACACCAAUCACCAGGAUUUUCUUAAUUUCAAAUUCUAUAGUUCCAAACCAAAAUAACACAAUGAAUCCCUAUUACGACGUAGAGAAGCUAAGAGACGAAGUAAUCUACCUCCACUCUCUCUGGCACCAAGGUCCUCCACAACCCCCCAUAACCACCACCACCACCACCACUCACUUUCCUCAGCCCCAAUACACGAGCCACGUUCUCCGUUUUCACUAUCCUGCACCUGCCCGCACCGGAUCAUCCCUCCGGGUCCCAUCCAUCUCCUUCAAGAAGAAGAAGAAUGAGAAGAAGCAAAAGGGUCGUGAUAGGGAUCACUCCGCACGACCCGACCCGGAAUGGCCAAGUCCUGUUCGACACGACCCGGAUCCAUCCACCUGUUGGGCCAAGCCAAAGACCGGUCCAGCCCCUUCGUCUGACGUGCCUCAGCAAGAAAGGGAGAGGCUUGCGGCAGUGCAAGUGCAGAAGAAAGCGUGCAAAGCUCUGAAGGAGUUUCUUUCUAACUGGGAUAAUGAUGAUGAUGGUGAUGGUGAUGGUGAUGGUGAUGGUGACGGUGAUGAUGAUGAUAAUGAUGAUGAUGGGGCAUGGGAAGAGAUUCAGGAGUUCUUUGUGGGAUUGUUCUUGGAGGACGAUGAACUCAGAGGGUACUACCAGAGGUGUUUUGAAAGUGGAGAGUUUUGCUGCUUGGUGUGUGGGGCAAUUGGGAAGAAGAAUCAUGGGAAGAGGUUUAAGGACUGUGUUGCGCUUGUUCAGCAUUCGAUGUCGAUUUUGAGGACGUUGAAGAGAGGGGUGCACAGGGGCUUUGGUAUGGCCCUGUGCAAGGUUUUGGGUUGGGAUGCUGAUCGGCUUCCUACCAUUGUGAUGAAAGGGGAGCCUCUUGGGCUGGAGACGAGUACGCCUGCUGAGGCAGAGGGUGAGCCUAAUUUGAAUGACGUUGUUAAUGAUGGUGAUGGAAAAGAUGGUUCCCAGCCCUGCGAAUCAGAUGAUAAAGCUGAGUGUUUGGAGCAUGGUGAUGUGCGAGUUGAGGAGCCAACCUAAGGCAUUGAUCAGAGUAGUAAUAAUGUUAAUUUUUUUAAAGAAAGGGAUCAGGAUGAACAUAAAUUGGAUAAUGGAGUGCAAAAUGAAGGUGGAGAAAUAUGAGAGCCUUGAGAUAUACUAAUAUUUUCAACAAAAUCUAACUCACUGCAGCUUGCCU
Molecule: messenger RNA, 1271 nt
Organism: Vigna unguiculata (cowpea)
Lineage: Eukaryota; Viridiplantae; Streptophyta; Magnoliopsida; Fabales; Fabaceae
Source: RefSeq, a predicted model, not a curated record